UUAUAAUUACAUGUGUAUGCGUGUGUGUAUGUGUUAUUCCUGCAACUUUGCUCUCUUUUGUUGUUGUUGUGAAAUUGUAGGCGAGCAAUAUACACGGUGCAAAGAGAAUUAACAGAAAAUUAGCGUGUGUAAUAGACGAAAAAAAGUGAUUGGCAUUGCCGAAUAUGAAUUGGUAGUAAGGGUAAUUGUAGCACACACAACACUAAUAAAUGUAAGGCACAACAGAGAAACACACACAGACACAAACAAGCUUACGAGUUGCCUGCCGCUGCGGAGCUCUCUACCCCCGCCCCUUUUACUAAAAAUGGCUAAAACUGCUGCUGGUCAGUAUGUGCGCAAAAAACAUGUAAACUGCCUUUGACAUGGACACAAUAACAUACAUAGGUAUAUCUUCGAUAUUAGUUGUAAAUAGUUAUUGUUAAAUAUGAAAACAAUUACGCCGGACACAGCAUCGACGGCAGCCUUGCCCCAAAUGCAGCAGCAACAACAUCAACAACUACAUUUGCCGACACAAGGCGCUACCAUUCCACAACAGCAACAUUUAACACCUGUGAUUAUGGAAGCCACGGCGCAUGUGAAUCUCGUGGAUGAUGAUGAAAAGGAUCCGCUGGCAUUAGACGUCUCAGCGACUCAACAGCAACAGCAGCAGCAGCUGCUGCUAGAGACACACCAACAUAUUUCGCUUAAUGCGAUAACUUCUCCCAAUAAGCACACACAUAGUUUGAGACGUCAGUUGCCUCGGAUUAUUGUGAAAGCCAUACCACCACCUGAGAAGAAACCUAUGCCCGGUGAGUAUAUCCUGGACAAUGUUAUCCUGUCCACGGCGACAACGUUACCAAAUGUGUCACCAAGCGUCGUAGCACUGUCGGGGCCGCAGCCGUCGCCGCCAGUCCGCGCUAUCAGUAGUCGACGCAUACAACAACAACAGCAGGCAAAGGCUGCUGCGGCGGCGGCGGCUGCAGCAGCGGCAGCAGCAGCAGCCACGGCUGCAUCUAGCAAUUCGUCUUGCUCACCAGGCGGUGCCAAGUCUGUUAGCCAAACAAAUACCAUGCGUGAGGUUUUGGCCUCCAUACCGGGCUUUAGUGUUAAGCCAAGGCGACGCAGCAACAAGAAGCUAACAACGGCCGCACAGAUUGAGCAGACUAAGGAUGGCAAAAUUGAUCUGGAAACGCCGGACUCUAUAUUGACAUCCGCGAAUUUACGAGCGCUGCUUAAUAAGCAAACAUUCUCGUUGCUGCCGCCUCUAUAUCAGCAUAAUCUCAUCCAGCUGUUGCCUAGUGUGGAUCGCGAGGCCAGCGAAGUGUUGCAGCCAUUCGAGCAGGCAAGUACCAGUUGCUCUAGCAGUGACUCUGGUGAAGCCAUACGCCUGAGUAGCUCCUGUCUGAAUAACGAGUUCUUUGCACGCGCUUGUUUGGAAUGGCGGGAACGUUUGAGCGAAGGCGAAUUUACGCCAGAAAAUCAAAUCAAAUUGAAAACGGAAGCCGAGCGUGAGAAGAACAAAUUGGAUCCAUGGAAGCUAAAACAUUUCGAGCCGUAUUGGGGUGAAAAAAAUGCAAAGCGUGCACCAAGUACCAACAACCUGCCCGCCUGCAAGGUGAAGCUGGAGCCACUCAAACGGCAGAUGGCAACAACAACACCAACAAAUCCACCACAACAACAACUACAAAAAGCAACAUGUGAUAAUGAGACUGAACAGAAAUUUAAUGCGAGCACAAAGUGCGGGACAACAAUGACAGACAGCUUGGUAACUGCAACAACCACAACAGUAGAAGCCAACAGCAGCGGUAGUAUCAACAGCAAUAAUAACGCGUUUACGGAGCAGCAGCGACGCAUCUUGAAGCGACCCUCCAGCAGUCCUUCAAGACGCAAAAACACAACAGCAACAACUGUUGGGGAUGGUUGUCAAGUUGAAGUACUGGAUGAGCUGCCCACAACAUCCAAGCAAAUAAAGCGUGACAUUCAUGAAAGUGUUCCUAUUGAGGAUGUUGUCGAUCAUGCGACUCAAGCAGCAGCAAUAAUAACAUGCAACCAACAGCCACUUAUUAACAGUACCUGUGAUAAAAUUGAGCCACCUGAUGUUGCACAGUUACAUAACAACACAACGACAACAACAAUAACAAACGCUGCAACAAAUGUGCCUGAAUUGUCCAACGAUUUUGUUGGCUUUAUGCAGGAUGUGGUGGAUAUCUCAGAAGAUACCAAAGUAACGGUUAAUGUGGCAACAACUUCAGCAACAGCUACGACAUCAUCAGCAACAAUAACGCCACCGCAAGAAAUUGUGUUUGCCGAUACUAUAGAUCAUGCAUACUUCCACAAUCAUCAAGCUGUCAUCAGUCACAACUACUACUCAUCGCCCAAUUCGAACAGCGCAAUUAUCAAAUUGGACGACCGUUGUGAAAAGCAGCUGAUGGACGAUAUUGCCGCCGCUAGCAGCUCAAUGACCAACUCGAGCAGCUCGCCCGCAAGCUCAUCGACAUCGACUAGUUGCAGCACUUCGUCUUCAUUGUCCUCAUCCUGCUCCAGCAGCAAUUCUUCCAACACGCCAGCAACCACAACCACUACCACAGCAAUGCUGGCAACUAACACAGAGCCCACACUUGCUGAUAUGCAAGUCAUGGUAGCCACAUUACAGCAGCAGCAACAAGAGCAACAACAACAACAAGUAGCGCCAGUGGUGGAGCUUAAUUCCAACGAUAUGUUUCAGCAUGUGCAACACGAUUGGAAUUUUGGCGGCAUUAAAUUGUUGGCAGCCACACCCGCAAGCAAUGCAUCCACAUCCAGUGUGGAGCAGUUGCAACAUGAAGCAAUACAGUUAAUGGAUACUGAGGAGGUUGUGCAUGAAAUGGUCGAGUGUCACAAUCUGUUGGACCAUGAAGAGGAAGAAGAGGAGGAGGAGGAGGAAGAACAGGAAGAAGACGAGGAUGAUGAUGAUGAUGAUGAUGAUGUUGUUGAGUGUAUAGAUACCGAACAGCAAGAGCAAGAGGAAACACUGGACGAUAGCGAUGGCGAUACUGUGCGCGAUAUUGUGGCAACGCUGCAGCAACAACAUCAGCAGCAGCAGCAGCAACAACAACAUCAGCAGCAGCAACAGUUGCAGGCGCAGCUUCAGGAUGUGGUGCAAUUGGCACAACAUUCGUUUAUACCACAAGUGCACAGCAACGAUUAUAGCAAUGAGAUUACUCAUGAGCUGCUGUGUGAUGCGGUGCCCAUGUCGGCUGCUGAGAUGGAAGUCAGCAGCACAGUUAUAACCAACAGCAGCAAUAGCAAUGAUAGCAGCAACAAUCUGAGUCUGUGUAGCAGCAACAGUAGCAGCAAUAUUACAAUCAAUCAGCUGCCAGCACAAGCAGUCGCUGCUGCUGCACCAGCCGUAGCUACUGCUCCGGGUGUUGCUUCUUCACAGCAACAGCGUCAGAUAUUGGUUGAUUCGAAUGGUCAAAUCAUUGGAAACUUUUUGCUGCAGCAGCAACAACAACAACAGCAGCAGCAACGUCAACAGCUGCAACAGCAAUUACUACAGCAAUUGCAAGUUGCCGCUGUACAACAACAACAGCAAGCCAGCAGCAGCAGCAAUGCUUUGCAAAAAACACAUCAAGCUUUGCCCGUAACGCUACGCAAACCAUUUGAGAUCAACAGCAAUGGCCCGCAGCCGUUUCUGGCGCCCAAUAUGCUAGCACAGCAGCAACAACAACAACAACAACAGCAGCAGCAGCAGCUGGAACAGCAGCAACAGAAGCAGCAGCAAUUACAGCAAUUUGCUUUACAGCAGGCACAGCUGCAUCAGCGUCAACUGCUUGCACAGGCAGCCAACAAUAACUUAUUGCAGCAGCAACAAUUGCAACAACAACAACAACAGCAGCAGCAGCAGAGCUAUCAGCAACCACAGCCCAAGUUUAUAGCCAAGCCUUUGAAUAUUAUUUCCAUGCAAAGACCCGCCAAUGUCUCACCCAGUACAGCAGCAACGGGCGCCGCAACCAGUAAUACACAAAUUCCGUCCGCCUAUGCCAAUGUUGUUGCCAGCGCAGUGCAGCAGCAGCAGCCGCCACAGGCAAUAGCUCAGGUCAAUCACAACAACAACAACAACAACAACAGCAAUCCGACACUGCCUGCAGUAAAUAACGUGCAGCUGAGCAUGAAAGCAUUGCCACCGUCGGGCGUGCCAACGACCAUAGCACAGCAGCGAUUGCAGCCCAAGCUGCCGACGGGGAAGGGUCGCAAGGCGACUAGUAAUCGACUACCACCAGGCGCUGUUAAUCUGGAGCGCAGCUAUCAAAUCUGCCAGGCGGUUAUACAAAAUAGUCCCAAUCGCGAAAAUCUCAAGGCGCAACUGCGUCCGCCAGCGGCCAUACUCAACCAGCAGCAGCCAACGACAGCCGCAACCACAGUUAGCAGCAGCACAAAUGCGCCAACGAUAAAUGUGUCCACCGUGGCAGCUACACCCUUAAGCAAUAUAAGCGCAGUUAGCAACAAUGUGACUGCAGCGCCAGCAGCAGCGCCACCGCCACAGAGUCUGGUCAAGCAGGACGAGUUGCUGGUGAGUGGCGCAGCGACAGCAACACUUAAUGCCGGCAUGCCCCCUAAUGUUAUGGGCGUAGGCAGACCCGGCGUCUACAAGGUGAUUGGACCACGGAUGAGCGGCUUUCCGCGCAAGAAGUAUGUACAACGCAAACCUUCGCCCACCACGGUCAUAAGGCAUAUGCUGACAGCGGCGCCUGGAGCGCCUGCUGGCGCCACACAGCAGCAGCAACUGCAGAUGACAGCGGCAGGAGCGCAGGUGAAUCCACAAGCGCCACCCACGCAGGAGAUAUUGCAUCAAAAUGGCAGCGGUCAGUAUGUGCUGGUGCAUCGCGCCAAUGUGGGAGCGGCUGACAAUCAGGCGCCACGAGCGUCGAGUGCGCCGCCGUUGCAUCAGAAUCAGUUUGUUACCGUGCAGAAUCCGCUGCACAGUCUUAAUGGCCUUAGUAUGGGCGGACGCGGGCGUCCCGCUUCGGUAGACAAUAGCAGCAACAGCGUUAGCCUUCCCGUUGCUAAUGGUGUGGCCAAUGAAGCACUGCAUCAUCACGAACUGCAGCAGCAACAACAACAUCAGCAGCAGCAACAACAACAACAGAUUAACAAUGUUAACACGGCUGCGAAUAUUGUGCGGCGCAAUAUCGCUGCAGGCACCAAUAUUACCUACAUUGAUGGCAGCAACAAUGGUAAUCCAUCUGCCACUGCGGCGGCUUUAAUAGAGGCUGGCAACAAUUUUAUAGUAACAACCUCAACAGCAGCAGCGGCAGCAGCAGUAAGCGUAACAGCAGCAGCUGCUGUAACCAAUCAACAAGCAACGACGCCACAACAAUUAACUCAACAACAUCAACAACAACAACAGCAACAUCAGCAGCAGCAGCACGCUCUUCUGCAAUUUCAUCAGAGCGGCGAAAACACGCCACCGGGCAAUGAUAACUGUGCAUGCACCCUCAACCCUAUGGUCAUUUGUCAACAGUGUGGUGCCUUCUGCCAUGACGACUGCAUCAGUGCGUCCAAGCUGUGUGUAUCUUGUGUGAUCAGAUGAGAGCGUUGCCUGCAGCUCAGAAUUGACAACAUCUUAUAAUAGUUACAUAUUUAUAUAUCCCGCAUACCAAUAACCAUACUUAGCUGCAAACAUACAAUACAUAUGCAUAUUGUUAGAUACAUGUAUUGCCAGUGCACAAUGUAAAUGGCAAAUUAGUUGAAAGCGACCUACUAACCAGUUGUAAAACAAUGACCAUUCAUUUGAUACCAGACAAAGCAAAUGUUUUAAACUCUUAAGUAUAAGCUUGAGCAAGAAGCAAAACCGAAGACAACCAAACGCCAUUUUAAGAGCAGAGGCUAAGGCACAGAGACAGACAGAUCAAUAUAGUUUUUCAUUCACUAGGCAAGCAAUUUUCUAAACGAUUUUUGUAUAAAUCCGCCAAUAUAAACUGCAUACAUACAAAUAUAUUUGUAUACUUUGUGCGUGGUUUUGGGCAAGAGCAUCAUGCUGUGUACGUUGUGCUUGUUGCAUAUCCCCUAAGCGAUUUAUAGUUUGAUUAAUUGUUUUAAUUUUCCAGCAAAUAAAAAGCAAAUACAAACAGGAUAAUCAGCCUUGAAAAACUAAUGUAAA
Drosophila busckii is the source of this 6121-nucleotide messenger RNA. RefSeq names its product polycomb protein Asx (gene Asx). The record is from RefSeq and is a predicted model, not a curated record. Gene Ontology annotation, molecular function: chromatin binding; DNA binding. NCBI's taxonomy places the organism in Eukaryota, Metazoa, Arthropoda, Insecta, Diptera, Drosophilidae. The coding region runs from base 425 to 5551 and encodes 1708 amino acids. Gene Ontology annotation, biological process: positive regulation of transcription by RNA polymerase II; animal organ morphogenesis. Gene Ontology annotation, cellular component: PR-DUB complex. The transcript has 11 exons.